GGCGACCCCCAAGGCGGCUGGCGCCCAGCCGCCCGCCCGCGGCCGCGGCCGCGGCCGUGGUGGCCGGGGCCGCGCCGACGACGCGAAGGCGGAGCCGCCGGCGGCGGAGGUCAGCGGCGCCGCGCCUGGGCUGGAGGACGCGUCCCUCGACAGCGUCGCGAGGGGGACAGGCGGAGUCGGCGCGAGAGGCGUGGCGGCCGGCGCUGUCGCAGCCAGCCUGGGUGGGAGCCUCGGCAGCGUCGACAGUCUUGUCACGGACGAGGGGUCGCCUUCCUCGGUGCGGUCGCAGUCCAGGCAGGCCCCUGGUGCGACUGCCAGCAGCUCAAGCGGAAUCACGCAAAGCAUGAACAACUCUCUGAUGAGCCGCGUCACGGCGGCCAAGCAGAUGAUCGUGGGCCACCAGGACAUGGGCAACGUCGGCACGAGCCUUCCGCUGCCGCUGCCUUCGCGCGAACAGACGGACGUCAGCCUGACGUCAACGAUCGCGCCCUUCGAUAACGAUACCAGCCAGGCGUGCCUGAAUACAGCUAAGACGCACGGCCCAGUUGGAUUCAACAUCUUCCAGUUGGACUUGCACGGCAACCCCGCGAAACGGGCCCACGCGAAUCUCAACGAGCUGAACUCUCUGAUCGACGUGGUCUACCAGAACGGAUUCAAGGGCAAUUUCCCCUCGGCUUUCACGGCGACGGUCAGCAUCACGGACCCUGCCGUUCCCAUCGCGGAUAUGUUCGGCAGCUUGGUGACGGCCUCCCCCCCCGAGAUCAUCUGGGCCGUCAUCAUCGGAUCGGCCAAGCUUCUCGAGACCAGCCCCACGCCGGAGCAGGUGGCCAUGCUGAAGCGCGCGCUGAUCACCUUCCCAGUCACCUUCAACGUCGUCGACGGAGGAAUGGACUCGUACUGGGCGGCCCAUGGGUUGCGCGAGAGCAUCGCCGGCAUGGGUGGCGCGGUCAAGCGCACGGCAACGCAGAGAUUCUUCGACGUCACGGAGAGCAAGGAUGUGAUCGAGACCUCUGUCGGGCAUGAGGUGGGCGCGCAGAAAACGGCCAAGAUGUGGGCCGAGAAGGUAUCCAUGGCACCGAGCUCAGAGAAGAUUUCGGACACGUACGUGGACGCUUGCUUUAUUGUGGGGGCCAGGCUCAUGAACAACCCCUAUGCGCAGAAGAUCGCGGUGGAGGCCGACUCUACUGGGGUGACGCCUUUCGACAGCAUUUACAAGUACGAGGCAGUGGUGAAGAGGGCGCAAUCGAGUAGCCUGAUCCACUGGUGCACUGCUGGGCUGCUGGACCUGGUGACCUCCAAGAUGACAUCGGCGGGUGAAAUCAGCCUUCGCCAGCUGACUGGUCGGGGACUCCCAGGGGGGAAAGGACUGCUAGACCUGCUGAUUGCCAAGAACGAGCUCGGGCACUGCUUCAUCACGAAAUUUCGGGCGAUGGGUCUCAACGCAGGGGCGCUCCAACGGAUGGAGGCAUGGUCAGUCGGGCACGACGCGUGCCGCACCAUGGUCGGGUACAAGGCUGGCGAGAAGGACGUGUCCUGGCGCACCGCUAUGAAGCAAUCCUCUAAGUUGGCCAUUUCCGUCUUCGAGGAGUGCCUUUUCAAGGUGGACUACGAUUUGCAGAUCAAGCAGCAGAAGAUCCAGGGCUCGCCGGUGGGGGAGAUUCUCGACAGGUCCCCGUUGAAGGAGAAGAUCGACGCCAUCUACACGGCCCUCGUGGCGGAGGGAGACGCUGCGCCGCAGGAUGACGCCACCGAAGUCACGAUGCAGGACCUCGUGGACUCCGACGAGGAGGAUGAGUUCACAGGGGACCCGAUCAAGAGCAAGCUGACGGAUCCCAAACUGCAGGAUGCGCUGAAACCCUUUUCGAACUUCGUGAAGAACAGAUACAGCCGAGUUGUGAAGCUCAUCGUGGACCCUGGCUCCCCUACAGGCGUGGCGGAAGCGCUUUCAACGUGGUGGAAGGGGCUCGAUAUGGAGCUUGGCAGCGACCAGAACGUCGUCGUCAUCUACGACACCAAGCUGUCUGGGCACCCGAAUGCUCGCGGGCAUCUCCGCAUUAAUCAUUUCAGGGACCAGCACUACGACCGCAUGAUCAAAGGAUCGCUGGCUGCCCUGUGUCGCGACGAUCAGCCGGACGAUGAGAUGCCCUGGAACGUAAUCUACAACAUCUUCGACGGCGGAGUUCACGGCAACGAGCUGAAGUUCGGCAAGGCCUUCCAGGGCAAGGAUGGGAAGGCGCUCAAGAAGGAUAAGCGCAUCCUCUUCCUGCAGACCACCGAGAAGUCCUUGAAGGAGACUAAGGGCAACUACUCUGGUGUCUACGGGCUCCCCACGAUGGAGUUCGUUUUCCAGUUCAGCAAGGGCUCCGAGAUCCCCGAGAAGAAGAAGCUGUACAGCGAGGGCACCAACAAAGACCCAGUGAUUGGAAAGUUCGACAAACCAACGAAGACCGAUACGCUCACGUGGACGGUCAAGCACAGCGAUAAGCCGAGCUUGUACGGUUCGGCGUGGAUCCUGGCCGGAGGGGCAGUCGCCGGUGACGAUGCCAAAGCCGACCCUGGGCCGAAGGGCAAGGACAUGGUGCCGUUCAACUACCAUGGCAUGAACCCGCACGUCUACGACGAGGUCACCAGCGGCGUGAACGGCGUGGCCAACAUCGACCUCACGGGCUGCAACGGGGUGCACGCGAUGCACUCGCUGAUCAAGGACGUGCCGUACUUCGGAGUGUGCUACACUGAGGAGCAGAAGGUAUAG
Messenger RNA from Prorocentrum cordatum, 2752 nucleotides. The record is from the annotation of a GenBank genome assembly. Lineage: Eukaryota; Dinophyceae; Prorocentrales; Prorocentraceae.